CGUCUUUAUAAAACCUUAGUUUUUUUUUGUGUUUUGCUAAAACUUAAAACUAAUCUAGAAGUUGAAAACAUUUUUUUUUUCUUUUUUUUGGGGGGUACUUAUGGGUAUGGAGCCGCCCCUCCCCACUCCUUCCCAGGAGGAAGCUUCCCUUGCCGUUGAUUACGUCGAUCUGCUUAUCACCGGUGCACGCUAUGGGGACGAAGAAGAUGUGACUACGGCACUGGCAGCAGGAGUAAACCCUAAUUCUGUGGAUGGGUUGGGGCGUACUGCCCUGCAUAUGGCUUCUGCUAAUGGACACACAAAUAUCGUCCGCAUUCUGAUCGGUCGCAAUGCAGAUGUGAACGCAAAGAACGAAGAACUGAAUACUCCACUUCAUUGGGCGGCGUUGAACGGUCACAAAGGUGUGGUAGAAGUGCUCAUGGAAGCGAAUGCCAAUCCGGCGGCUCUUAAUCGGUACGAAAGGACGGCUGUAGAUGAAGCCACUCAGAGGGGAUUCCAAGAUGUAGUGAAUGUCAUCGACCUGGCAAUGACACUAAGGGAUAGUCAGAACUUAAGUCUAGAGCUAGAUGAAUGAAUGACCGCUGAGGGAGGGAGGGAGGGAGGGAGGGGUGAAAUGAUGAACGUUAGGGAGGGAGGGAGUUAGAGAGUCUUCUCCCUCUGCCAGCCUUUUCCGAUCUAACCGUGGCCAGGAUGAAGCUUGGGUCAAACUUGGGUAAAACUCUAAGUGGAGGUCCAAACCGACUGAUGUUGAAAAACCGGCGGAUGAGCUGUGGUUAGUGGUGAAAUGCCACUCGAACUCCGAGCUAGCUGGGUCUCCCCGAAAUGCGUUGAGGCACGGCAAUUAACUGCACUAUCCAGGGGUAAAGCACUGUUUCGGUGCGGGCUAUGGAAGUGGUACCAAGGUGAGCACGGGGUCCGGUGGAUGAGCUGUGGUUAGUGGUGAAAUGCCACUCUAACUCCGAGCUAGCUGGUUCUCCCCAAAAGGCGUCGAGGCACGGCAAUUAACUGCACUAUCCAGGAGUAAAGCACUGUUUCGGCG
This is a messenger RNA of Chara braunii, 1039 nucleotides long. NCBI's taxonomy places the organism in Eukaryota, Viridiplantae, Streptophyta, Charophyceae, Charales, Characeae. The record is from the annotation of a GenBank genome assembly.